Molecule: messenger RNA, 1237 nt
Organism: Gorilla gorilla gorilla (western lowland gorilla)
Lineage: Eukaryota; Metazoa; Chordata; Mammalia; Primates; Hominidae
Gene: C4H17orf99
Product: chromosome 4 C17orf99 homolog
Exons: 6
Coding region: 1-993 (330 amino acids)
Source: RefSeq, a predicted model, not a curated record
AUGGACACCUUCUGCCCACCACGUGAGCCCAGGAUCCUGCGGCUCAGAGCUGAGGCCCUGGGGUGCUGCGGCCUCCAGGUUAUCUCCCCACUGCAGGCACCCACCCAAGGAGCAUCCCAGGGGCCUCAGGGUGGGAGAGGCCAGGAACUAGGAGGUUCUCACUGCCCGAGCAGAGGCCCCACACCCACCGAGGCAUGGGGCUUCCCUGGGCUGUUCUGCUUGGCCGUGCUGGCCGCCAGCAGCUUCUCCAAGGCGCGGGAGGAAGAAAUUACCCCUGUGGUCUCCAUUGCCUACAAAGUCCUGGAAGUUUUCCCCAAAGGCCGCUGGGUGCUCAUAACCUGCCAUGCACCCCAGCCACCACUGCCCACCACCUAUUCCCUCUGUGGAACCAAGAACAUCAAGGUGGCCAAGAAGGUGGUGAAGACCCACAAACUGGCCUCCUUCAACCUCAACGUCACACUCAAGUCCAGUCCAGACCUGCUCACCUACUUCUGCCGGGCGGCCUCCACCUCAGGUGCCCAUGUGGACAGUGCCAGGCUGCAGAUGUACUGGGAGCUGUGGUCCAAGCCAGUGUCUGAGCUGCGGGCCAACUUCACUCUGCAGGACAGAGGGGCAGGCCCCAGGGUGGAGAUGAUCUGCCAGGCGUCCUCGGGCAGCCCACCUAUCACCUACAGCCUGAUCGGGAAGGAUGGGCAGGUCCACCUGCAGCAGAGACCACGCCACAGGCAGCCUGCCAACUUCUUCUUCCUGCCGAGCCAGACAUCGGACUGGUUCCGGUGCCAGGCUGCAAACAACGUCAAUGUCCAGCACAGCGCCCUCACAGUGGUGCCCCCAGGUGGUGACCAGAAGAUGGAGGACUGGCAGGGUCCCCUGGAGAGCCCCAUCCUUGCCUUGCCGCUCUACAGGAGCACCCACCGUCUGAGUGAAGAGGAGUUUGGGGGGUUCAGGAUAGGGAAUGGGGAGGUCAGAGGACGCAAAGCAGCAGCCAUGUAGAAUGAACCGUCCAGAGAGCCAAGCACGGCAGAGGACUGCAGGCCAUCAGCGUGCACUGUUCGUAUUUGGAGUUCAUGCAAAAUGAGUGUGUUUUAGCUGCUCUUGCCACCAAAAAAAAAAAAAAAAGGGGAACUAUGAGAUGGUGGAUAUGUUAACUUGCUUUGCUAUAGGAACCUUUGUGCUAUCUAUAUGAAUCCCAUCAUAUCAGAUUGUCUACCUUAAAUAUACACAAAAACAUUUAUUU